AUGAGCCAGACAGAAGUGCAAACAGGUGCUUCGAAUCAAGAAGUGUUUCUAAAAGCUGUGAGGAAAGGCGAUACCACGGAACUACAAAAAAUUCUUCAGCGAUGGGAAGGUGCAUUAAAUGUAAACUUUUACGAUAAAGAAGGCCAGACAGCUUUACAUCAGAGCUGCAUGGACGGAAACCUUGAAUUGGUAAAGCUUUUAGUAAAGUUCGGUGCUGAUGUUCGGUUAGCAAAUAGAGACGGCUGGAGUGCUCUGCAUAUUGCAGCUUACGGUGGACACCAGGACAUAGCGUUAUACUUAAUUGCCAAUUCUAGAAGAUAA
This is a messenger RNA of Stegodyphus dumicola, 321 nucleotides long. Its product is annotated as notch-regulated ankyrin repeat-containing protein-like. The record is from RefSeq and is a predicted model, not a curated record. Gene Ontology annotation, molecular function: phosphatase regulator activity; enzyme inhibitor activity; protein binding. Lineage: Eukaryota; Metazoa; Arthropoda; Arachnida; Araneae; Eresidae. Gene Ontology annotation, cellular component: cytoplasm.